GGGCGAUGUGAAAAGUCACGUUUGAAGUAAAAUAAAUCGCUCGUCUUUUUGAAUCAACGCACAUUUGACAUUAUUCCGCUUCCAAUCGAACCUUUUCGCUCUCGAGAGCGAAGAUAACGUGACGCGGAGCGCAUUCUUGGUCGUUGGAUGAGAUUUUUGGAAAUUUUCCUAGCGUGAAAACUGCGAUUAAGAUCGGCAGCCAUUUUUAAACUGCCCGCUUAGCUUUAGCUGUAUGUACGGUGUAUAACGCGUGUACACAUGUAUAAAGAGGGAACAUGGAUAAUGUUAUCCAUAUACAUAUUUUGCUCUCGAGGUAGUAAUUUCGAACGCGAACGAGCUCGAAUGGGACUGCGUGAUCGUCGAGGAAACGGAGAAUAGGGCCAGGGCCAGGGCGCGAAGGUGACGUUUCGCGAGGAGACGAGCGGUUCGAGGGAGAAACUCGAGAGGCGAUUUUUCGCGAACGGACGGUGUCGGAGCGAAUACGCUUCUUUCCCGUAAAAAUUAAUAUAAUGCAACAGCGAGAACUGUCAACAUUCUAAAAGCAGAGAGUAUGCCUUCGAACCGUCGUCUCGUGUCCUGUACGGAAAUCGGAGCAUGUGGUGGUGCGAACGAUUGAGAGGAAGCGCGAGAAUCACCGCACGGAUCUAUAGCGUAGAUCUCGUAGUAAACGAAGAGACAUCCCCGAGAAGAGAUCGCGAUGAGAGACUGAACGGGACGAUGUCGGUUCGUGUCUCUCGUAUGUUAAGUUUCCAUAAUAAUGGCAGAUAAUGUGCACAGAAAAUCGCACAAACUGUCGGAUGGUAGCAGCAGCAGCAGCAGGAAGGUGUCGAAUCCGGUUCACCGCACGACCACGGAGACGAUCCGUCUGGGCGAGAUAGACAGGCUGCACCAGCCGGUUACCCUGAUCGCCCCGGGGAACGUGCAAGCGGGAACGGGACAGUGCAAUCGGAAAAAGACGUCGUCCUUUCAGAUCACGAGCGUGACCGUAGGCUGCCGCAUGAGCAAUGACGCCGGCGAGGACUCGAACGACGACCUGGACGAGUCGCACACGGAGGACAAUUCCGUGGAGCACUCGCGCAUCACCGACCUCGACAUCGAGACGCCGAGCUACUCCGAGGACACGUUCUCCAAGGAGGACGUGUUCUUCAACACGAGCCACGCCGCCCUCAGCACGGCACCGGUGAUCCCCACCAGCUCCCAGUACGGCCUGGCCAUUGUACCCUCCGAGGGUGGGAAUGUCAGUAAUUCGGUUAACGAUAGCAAUAUCAAUACUCUGGAUAUCACAUCCGUCACUGACAACAACAUAAUCAAUCUACUGUCGAGUAAUGUUAAGCAGGACUCCGAUCUGCGGGAGGUUCACUCUCACGGCAGGAACGAGAGAUUCAAGGUAGUCAAGAUCGAAAGUACCGAGCCUUUCAAGCGAGGACGAUGGACCUGCAUGGAUUAUUUGGAUCAUACGUCCGUCAAUCAGCCUACAGCCAUCGGUACUCCCAAGGUGUCGGAUCCAAACGAGGUGUGCAUAUCUUACGGGGUGACCGACAGCGGGAUUGUCGUACCGGAAGCUGCGAAGCAAUCCGUAGUGACCGACGACAAAGGAAUUAAUAUUGACACUAAUGGACCGGUAUCGUCUCACCAGGAUAAAGUGCAUUCGUCGAUUGCCGUUUCGAGCAAUCCUGCACAAUCGGUUUCGAGUGCAAAUUAUGCGGUAAACAAUUCGAUAUCUCCUAAUGUACAGCAUAAUCCUACGCAGCAAACUCAAGCUACGGUGCAGCAGGCGCCUACGCAACAAAUCCCGCAAUAUUUUCAAUCUCAGACUCAACCGAUAGUCACGCAGCAGCAACAGCAGCCUCCCCAAGGGGGUCAAGGAUCUACGUUACCCUCCAAUUUGCAGGCCACUCAUCCUAACAAUUUAGGGCAACCUCAGAGCAUGCCUCAGGGUUCUAUUCCUAUUAUAACUCAAACUAGUAAUAGCACGGUGACAUCGCAGCAAAAUAUACCUCAUUCCAACGAGGAGACGUAUGUUACGGUGAGCACGCAGAAUCAAUCCUUAUCGGUUCAGAAUAUUUGUCAGCCGGUGCAGCAAACUUCGGUCCCGACAUCUCAGACUCCAAACAUUCUCGUUACGCAGCAUCAAUCAGACGCAGCUUCCUGUCAGCAGCCUUUGCAAACGCAAAAACCACAGAUGACCCAAAUUUCCGAGCCACUAACUGCCAUACAGGGGAUGCAGGGCAUGCAAAACAUUCAUAAAGUUCCUCAGACGGCGCAGCAAACCUCGGUACAAUCCCAAGUGAUCGCAUCCUCGACUCAGCAGAUACCACAACCGCAAACAUCUAGUAGUACUGCCCCGGUGCAAAUUACGCAAGUGACGACUGGCUGUCAAAAUGUCGUGAGUGGAUUGCAGCAGGGAAACAUUGCAUUUCAUCAAUCUGAUCCCGAACAAGAAUCUAUCUCUGGUAUUGUUGCCAAUGCCGCUACCAUACAGUCGGCCGAUGCAACUCUCCUGGAAUCAUCGUUAGCUGAAGUGACACAGGGCAGCGACGAGCAUCGUACUCUCGAAGAUAAUGAAAGUAUGUCGGGGACAAGCGCUGUGGCAAUUGAUAACAAGAUUGAACAGGCUAUGGAUCUGGUUAAAAGUCAUUUAAUGUUCGCGGUACGAGAAGAAGUGGAAGUACUAAAAGAAAAGAUAGCUGAACUUAUGGAUCGUAUCAAUCAAUUGGAAGCAGAAAAUUCAUUAUUAAAAGCGCACGCAACUCCAGAAACGUUGGCGCAAUUAAGCCAAUCGACAGCAAAAUUACCCCAAAACAGUUCAGGAAGUGGUCAAUAGCAUCGAUGACCAGUUGUCGCAGACUUUCAUAAAUAACAGAAUCGAAAAAUGCAAGAUCGUGGAAACGUAUAGGCCUUCCCAGGAUAUAUUUAAUUACAUGACGAUUUAAAAAUAGUGGACAAAGCUCAUUUUGUAAGAGGCACAAUCCUAUAAGUCUAAAAGCAGAAACA
This is a messenger RNA of Camponotus floridanus (Florida carpenter ant), 2994 nucleotides long. RefSeq names its product protein bunched, class 2/F/G isoform. The transcript has 4 exons. Gene Ontology annotation, biological process: regulation of transcription by RNA polymerase II. The coding region runs from base 758 to 2824 and encodes 688 amino acids. NCBI's taxonomy places the organism in Eukaryota, Metazoa, Arthropoda, Insecta, Hymenoptera, Formicidae. The record is from RefSeq and is a predicted model, not a curated record.